This is a messenger RNA of Puma concolor (puma), 4506 nucleotides long. Lineage: Eukaryota; Metazoa; Chordata; Mammalia; Carnivora; Felidae. The record is from RefSeq and is a predicted model, not a curated record.
AUGUCGCCAAGUCUAUAUCAUUCACCUCACUUCAUCUCAUCAGAUGGGCAUUUUAUCAUGUUACAUCAUCACAAGAAGGGUAACCACAGUGUGCUAGGAAGUGGAACAGGAGGCCCAAAGAAGGAGUUACAUCAGAGCUGGUGCAAGGUAGUCUGCAGCCACAAGUCUUUCUGGAAGCUACGACUCUUGCAUGGCCAGCAGCUCCCACAGUUGCAGAGGUCCACAGAUUGGGAGGUGUUUACCUGCAAAACAAAUUCCAUCCACUUUGAACCUGAAUGUGGUUUUGGAACUGCACUACACUGGGCUCUUGGUGCUCAAGUUCUAGAAGAAUAUGACUUUCAGUUGAAAAACAUCAAACCUGCUCUCCAGGAGCUGAUUGUGGUAGACGGCGUGUUAGCAUCAGCUCACACCAACAGGCCUGUACCCAGUACUGUCUUCCCACCUGUGCAGACCAUUGAUCGCGAGAUGGAGAAUAAAGAAACUCUCAAGGGGUUGCAUAAGAUGGACGAUCGCCCAGAAGAACGAAUGAUCAGGGAGAAACUGAAGGCAACCUGUAUGCCAGCCUGGAAACACGAGUGGCUGGAGAGAAGAAAUAGGAGGGGCCCUGUGGUGGUAAAACCAAUCCCUAUUAAAGGAGACGGUUCUGAAACUCACAGCUUGGCAGCUGAGUCUCCAGGAGAAAGCCAGGCAAGCACCGCUUCACCAGCUCCCAAGGGCCGCCGCAGUCCUUCUCCCGGCAGCUCCCCGGCGGGCCGCACAGUGAAAUCUGAAUCUCCAGGAGUAAGGAGAAAGAGAGUCUCCCCCGUACCUUUUCAGAGCGGGAGAAUCACACCACCUAGAAGAGCCCCUUCCCCGGAUGGCUUCUCACCAUACAGCCCUGAGGAGACAAACCGCCGUGUAAACAAAGUCAUGCGGGCCAGGCUGUACUUACUGCAACAAAUAGGACCCAACUCUUUCCUGAUUGGAGGAGACAGCCCAGACAAUAAAUACCGGGUGUUUAUUGGGCCUCAGAACUGCAGCUGUGGACGUGGAACAUUUUGUAUCCAUCUGUUAUUUGUUAUGCUCCGGGUGUUUCAACUAGAACCUUCAGACCCAAUGUUAUGGAGAAAAACUUUAAAGAAUUUUGAGGUUGAAAGUUUGUUCCAGAAAUAUCACAGUAGGCGUAGCUCAAGGAUCAAAGCUCCAUCUCGUAACACCAUCCAGAAGUUUGUUUCACGCAUGUCAAAUUCUCAUACAUUGUCAUCAUCUAGUACUUCUACAUCUAGUUCAGAAAACAGUAUCAAAGAUGAGGAGGAACAGAUGUGUCCUAUUUGCUUGUUGGGCAUGCUUGAUGAAGAAAGUCUUACUGUGUGUGAAGACGGCUGCAGGAACAAGCUGCAUCACCACUGCAUGUCAAUCUGGGCAGAAGAAUGUAGAAGAAAUAGAGAACCUUUAAUAUGUCCCCUUUGUAGGUCUAAAUGGAGAUCUCACGAUUUCUACAGCCAUGAGUUGUCAAGCCCUGUGGAUUCCCCUUCUUCCCUGCGAGCUGCACAGCAGCAAACCAUACAGCAGCAGCCUUUGGCUGGAUCACAACGAAGGAGUCAGGAGAGCAAUUUUAACCUUACUCAUUAUGGAACUCAGCAGAUUCCUCCUGCUUACAAAGAUUUAGCUGAGCCAUGGAUUCAGGUAUUUGGAAUGGAACUCGUUGGCUGCUUAUUUUCUAGAAACUGGAAUGUAAGAGAGAUGGCUCUCAGGCGUCUUUCCCAUGAUGUUAGUGGGGCUCUGCUAUUGGCAAAUGGGGAGAGCACUGGAAAUUCUGGGAGCAAUGGUAGAAGCAGCCCGAGUGCUGGAGCCACCAGUGGGUCUUCCCAGACCAGUAUCUCAGGAGACGUGGUAGAGGCAUGCUGCAACGUUUUAUCAAUGGUCUGUGCUGACCCUGUCUACAAAGUGUACGUUGCUGCUUUAAAAACAUUGAGAGCCAUGCUGGUAUAUACUCCUUGCCAUAGUUUGGCAGAAAGAAUCAAACUGCAGAGACUUCUCCGGCCAGUUGUAGACACCAUCCUAGUCAAGUGUGCAGAUGCCAAUAGUCGCACAAGUCAGCUGUCUAUAUCAACCCUGUUGGAAUUGUGCAAAGGCCAAGCAGGAGAGUUGGCAGUUGGCAGAGAAAUACUUAAAGCUGGAUCCAUUGGUAUUGGUGGUGUUGAUUAUGUCUUAAGUUGUAUUCUUGGAAACCAAACUGAAUCAAACAACUGGCAAGAACUUCUGGGCCGCCUUUGUCUUAUGGACAGACUGCUGUUGGAAUUUCCUGCUGAAUUUUACCCUCAUAUCGCCAGUACUGAUGUUUCACAAGCUGAGCCUGUUGAAGUCAGGUAUAAAAAGCUGCUGUCCCUUUUAACCUUUGCUUUGCAGUCCAUUGAUAAUUCCCACUCAAUGGUUGGCAAACUCUCCCGAAGGAUCUAUUUGAGUUCUGCAAGAAUGGUUACUGCAGUACCCCAUGUAUUUUCAAAACUGUUAGAAAUGCUGAAUGUUUCCAGUUCCACUCAUUUUACCAGGAUGCGUCGUCGUCUGAUGGCUAUUGCAGAUGAGGUAGAAAUCGCUGAGGCCAUCCAGCUGGGCGUAGAAGACAAUUUGGAUGGUCAACAUGACAGCUUUUUGCAGGCAUCUGUCUCUAACAGCUUUCCUGAAACCACAGAGAACAGCUCCCUUGAGCACACAGACCAUUUGGAGAAAACUGGAAAAGUACUGUGUGCCACAAAACUGAGUGCCAAUUCAGAAGACAUUACUGACAGACUGGGUAGCAUUUCAGUAGGACUUCCUAGUUCAACAACAAUGGAGCAACCAAAGCCAGUGGUUCAAACUAAAGGCAGACCCCACAGUCAGUGUUUGAACUCCUCUCCUUUAUCUCAUCAUUCCCAGUUAGUGUUUCCAUCCUUGUCAACUCCUUCUUCAUCUGCCCCAUCUGCACCAGUUGGUACCGGAACAGAUAUCGCUAAGCAUAGACCUCAAGGAUUCAUUCCCUGCAAAAUACCUUCUGCAUCUCCUCAAACACAGCGUAAGUUUUCUCUACAGUUCCAGAGAAACUGUUCUGAAAACAGAGACUCAGAUAAACUUUCCCCCAUCUUUACUCAGUCAAGACCCCUGCCUUCUAGUACUAUACACAGGCCAAAGCCGUCUCGACCUACCCCAGGUAACACAAGUAAACAAGGAGAUGUCUCAAAGAAUAGCAUGACACUUGAUCUGAAAAGUAGUACUUCCAGAUGUGAUGACAGCUUUGGUGGCAGCAGCAAUAGCAGUAGUGCUGUUAUACCCAGUGAUGAGACAGUAUUCACCCCAGUAGAAGAGAAAUGCAGAUUAGACGUCAAUACAGAACUCAAUUCCAGCAUUGAGGACCUUCUUGAAGCAUCUAUGCCUUCAAGUGACACAACAGUAACUUUUAAGUCAGAAGUUGCUGUCCUGUCUCCUGAAAAGGAUGAAAAUGAUGAUAGCUACAAAGAUGAUGUGAAUCAUAAUCAGAAGUGCAAAGAAAAGAUGGAAGCUGAAGAAGAAGAAGCUUUAGCAAUUGCCAUGGCAAUGUCAGCGUCUCAGGAUGCCCUCCCCAUAGUUCCUCAACUACAGGUUGAAAAUGGAGAGGAUAUCAUCAUUAUUCAACAGGAUACACCCGAAACUCUACCAGGACAUACCAAAGCAAAGCAACCUUACAGAGAAGACACUGAAUGGCUAAAAGGUCAGCAGAUAGGCCUUGGAGCAUUUUCUUCUUGUUAUCAGGCUCAAGAUGUGGGAACUGGAACUUUAAUGGCUGUUAAACAGGUGACAUAUGUCAGAAAUACAUCUUCUGAGCAAGAAGAAGUAGUGGAAGCAUUAAGAGAAGAGAUCAGAAUGAUGAGCCAUUUGAAUCAUCCCAACAUCAUUAGGAUGUUGGGAGCCACAUGUGAGAAGAGCAAUUAUAAUCUCUUCAUCGAAUGGAUGGCAGGGGGAUCUGUGGCUCAUUUGCUCAGUAAAUAUGGAGCCUUCAAAGAAUCAGUAGUUAUUAACUAUACUGAACAAUUACUUCGUGGCCUUUCAUAUCUCCAUGAAAACCAGAUCAUUCACAGAGAUGUCAAAGGUGCCAAUUUGCUAAUUGACAGCACAGGUCAGAGACUGAGAAUUGCAGAUUUUGGAGCUGCAGCCAGGUUGGCAUCAAAAGGAACUGGUGCAGGAGAGUUUCAGGGACAGUUAUUGGGGACAAUUGCAUUUAUGGCACCUGAGGUACUAAGAGGUCAGCAAUAUGGUAGGAGCUGUGAUGUAUGGAGUGUUGGCUGUGCUAUUAUAGAAAUGGCUUGUGCUAAACCACCCUGGAAUGCAGAAAAACACUCCAAUCAUCUUGCUUUGAUAUUUAAGAUUGCAAGUGCAACUACUGCUCCAUCGAUCCCUUCACAUUUGUCUCCUGGUUUACGGGAUGUGGCUCUUCGGUGUUUGGAACUUCAACCUCAGGAUAGACCUCCGUCAAGAGAGCUACUGAAGCAUCCAGUCUUCCGUACUACAUGGUAG